This is a messenger RNA of Perca fluviatilis (European perch), 8411 nucleotides long. Its product is annotated as matrix-remodeling-associated protein 5. NCBI's taxonomy places the organism in Eukaryota, Metazoa, Chordata, Actinopteri, Perciformes, Percidae. The transcript is spliced from 17 exons. The record is from RefSeq and is a predicted model, not a curated record. Bases 325 to 7893 code for a protein of 2522 amino acids. Gene Ontology annotation, molecular function: protein binding. Gene Ontology annotation, cellular component: extracellular region.
AAGAGAGAGAGAGGGGAAAGGAAUGACACAAACAGAGGAGUGAGAAAGUGAGAAAACAGUGAAAAGGAAAGGAAAGCGAUAAUGUUUCCACCAGGAUCGCCUGUGUGAAAUGGAAGUCAAGAGUCUCAGAGAGGGAGAGGAGAUGAAUGGAGGGGGUAAAGGAAGGAGCGUAGGUGUAAAAAGGGGAUGGAGAAGCAGCAUUCCUGACCGCACACUUACAGAACGGGACGAGAAAGAGGGAAAGAAGUUAAUCUGAAAUCCAGAUGCUUUACGGACCAACAGAGGGUGUUUCAAUGACGUAAGCAGUCAGACAGCCAUCCAGUCAUGGCGCUGUGGUGGUGCGCCAACAUCUUCUGCCGGUUGGCUGCAGCGUGGUUUCCCCUGCUCUUCUCAUCACUGCUAUGGCAAACGAUCUCCCCCAUACAUGCCAUCCCAUCCUGCCCCCGGAGCUGUAGCUGUCCGGGCGUCAAAGAGGUCCACUGUACGUUCAGACACCUCACCACCAUACCAAAAACCUUUCUGAAAAACACAGAGAGACUCAACCUUGGUUAUAACAGCCUGACGGAGUUGGACGGGUCAGAAUUCAGGUCACUGCGGGAACUGGAAAUGCUCAUGUUGCACGGCAACGACAUAAGCACAAUCCAUCCUGGGGCGUUUUACAACCUGAGGUCACUACAGAUCUUGAAGUUGAGUUACAACAAGCUCACAUUGGUGAACCCUGGUCUAUUGGAGGGCCUUGUUGGUUUGAUCCGUCUCCAUCUGGACCACAACCUCAUUGACUUUAUAGAGCCCUACUCCUUCUCUGGCCUGACCUCCCUAAAACUCCUGCAGCUGGAGGGGAACCUUCUCAAAGAGAUCCACCCUCAUACCUUCAUAACGGUGUCACUGCUAGGAAGCUUUUGGACCUCUGGACUCAAACACUUACACCUGUCAGACAAUCUGUUGGAGCAGCUUCCUGCCGUAGCACUGAAGACAGCUCCCAGGCUUGAGCUCCUCUCUCUGCAUGGUAACCCCUGGACCUGUGACUGUCAGCUCCACUGGUUAAUAGAAUGGAGCUCCACACAUGAAGGCGUAAUAAAGUGCAAGAAGGAACGUGGCUCCAGUGACACUUGCCCCCUGUGCUCCUCUCCUCAACCCCUGAAUGGGAGCCUUUUGCUAGAACAGACUCCAGACAAGCUCACCUGUGAACGGCCAUCUCUUCGCUCCACCCUCAAACAGUGGGACAAUCCUGUGUGGGCUGAAUCUGAUGCAGAGCCUGACCUCCCGUACACGCGGGACUUUGAAAAGCCUUUGGGCCAUCUGACUUUUGUUCUCUCUGACAGCCAUGGAAACAGUGCUCACGUGGCGUGUGACGUGCGGCACCCUGGAGACAGUUCACCCAUGACUUGGUCAGGAAAACCACAUUCACCCGGGGAGUUGUCUGUCAAUGUGUCACUGGUGACUGUCCUGGAGUGUGAGAUUGAUCGGGAGACGUUGCAAAAUCUAUGGCAAUUGGUCGCAUAUUACUAUGAAAGCCCUGCUAUUUUGGAGAGAGGUCAGCAGAGAGGAAAUGCAAGUGGAGUAACCUAUCAAUAUGUCCAAGCCGUAAAUGAAAAUUCCCCAUAUUUCACAGAAUUAAAAGGGUAUUUGGUAGCAGAACCCUCGUGGCUGCUUCAACCCAGAGUCACUUUAAGGCUCAACAGACAGCAGACAACAACCAAGAAACUGGUGAUGGAUUUCACUACUGUAAUCACCAAGCAAGUCAACAGCCAUAGAGGGACGGAAGAUGACAAUGACCACACCAUGUCCUGGGCUCUAAUUCGCAGAGGGACAGCCGGGCGGGUUCAGACUGCUCUCGAGGGUUCAAAGGUUAACUUGGAGUGCAGUGUUGUCACUUCAGAUCAGGAGGUGAAGGUGGAGUGGAUGCUUCCAGAUUUGUCCAUUGUGGAAGAUGCAACUGAUAAAGUUGAAAUUUCUGAAAGAGGAGAACUUGUGAUUUUGAACGCCACACUGUCUGACUCAGGCCUUUACCACUGUAUGGUCAGAACCAUAGCCGGUGUGGACUUGGUGCCUCUGAGGCUCACCAUCAAACAAUUCUCACUCAGCCCCACCGCCUUCAAUGGUCAGAAAAUUGUAGUUGAAAGGGGACACUCCUUUACCCUCCCUUGUGAGGUGACCUCAGUCCUGCCCAGUCAAACGAUGUGGUACCUACCUAAAAACCAAAUUCUUCUUCCCACGCAACAGACAAGACGGACAGAAGUGAUGGAAAAUGGGACCUUGUUCGUAAGGAGGUUAACACAAGAAGAUGCAGGGGAAUAUACCUGCCUGACCUCAAAUAUGUAUGGCGUUGACAUGCUUUCACACAUGGUGGAAGUCACAGGAGAAAAGACUUCUGAUGGGUCCAAAGUACAGACUGCGCAAGAGCAGCCGAGCUUGACAAUUGGCGUGGAGGAAGGAGAGGGUUCAGGGGGAGAUUACCAGGAAAUUAUACGUCCUUUUGCUACACAGUUCCCUAAGAAGGUAGGAACACAACAAAGGAAUUCUAAUGGCCUUUCAAAAAGGAAAAGAAUCAAAGAUUUCAAGAGAAAACCCAAUACAUCUGUGAAGGAGUUAGAUCCAAAUCGUUGGGCAGAGAUAUUGGCUAAAGCUAAAGCUAAACCAAGUGUUGCUCUGCCCACAGAGCAGUCACUACCAGAGCCUAGCACUGUAACCGUCCAAACAGGUACUUCCAAACCUACUACUACAGCUGCUUCUACAAUAGCUUCUACUGCUAACAACUUACCCCUUACUACUACCCCGUUUGAUAUUAGUACAGAGCCAAAACAUUUCCCCAUCGACACAAAAGCUAAGACUGAAGCCUAUUCUACAGAGAAGAAAGGGGAUAGCUCAGAAACAUCUGAAAGUCUUCCAGAGGUUUUACAACCACCGCCUACCAGAAGUACAGAACCAACCCCACACAAGGUUGAUGGGAUCGUAAUAAAAGCAGAAGCUGUCACAGACCCCACUGCUGUUGGAACUCCUCAACCAGUCGAUCAGUCAGAAAAUAGGCACUCUGGAGAGGGGCGAAGGAACAACAACCUUGUUCCUGGUCAGUCAAACAGAAGAAGACCACCGUAUAGACGUAGAAAACCCCCAGUGAGAGUCCGACUGCACGGACAGCCCUUCUACCAUUCAUCAAACAAGCCCCAAACAACUGUUCCCCCAACAACAACCACCACCACACCAACAACAACAACCACCAUACCAACAACAACUACUACUACUACUACUACUACUACUACUACUACUACUACUACUACGAUAACAACAACUGUUCCAACCACAGUGGAAAACCAUGAAACCUUAUCUGCUGAGUAUCAGACUGAGGAAGAUGAAGGCGAAUACUAUGAAGAAUAUAACUACAAGGAUAGUGGUAGUUUGGAUGCCAAGAAAGAUUUAAAUGGUGAAACCCUGCAUACCACUCAUGAUCUCGACAGUAGCCUUACCAAUUUUCCAUCAGCUAGAGAAAAGGAUGUAGGUAGCUCUCCACCUAAUCCAAAGUCGAUUGUCACUCCAAAGAUAGAUAGUACGCCUCAUCCAACUGAUAGGACUGUUGAAGAGAAGGAGACAGACACUGUAAACCUAAAGCUGUCUGAGAGACAGAGGGUGAAGAUAAGAACACAAACUGAAGAAAAGGGCAAAGACAAUACAAAUCUGGCAGGAGAGAGUGAGAGGGAGGUAACAACAGCAAUGGAAAGGCAAGAAACUGACGACAUAGACACAGAAGGCAUUGAGAAAGACACAGACAAAUCUGAAAGGAAGUGGGCUACACAGAGCUACAAUACGCGGGAUAGUAUCCGCUUAACCACACAAAAUAGACCAAAACCUAAUGCUCAACCUUUACCGGAACAAAAUGCACCAACCCAAGCACGCACUUCAUCUUCCAAGAUCAUUACCUCACAUUCAACAAGAGGCAGAACAAGACAAGAAGUCACACAGAAAGAGCAUAAAGAUGUAAACAAGGCAAAAGUGAAGCCUGAGAUCCACAGUUUCCCUAUAAUGGAGCCGGUUCACCCCUGGCUCCAUCAGAACAAACAGGCAGGAGGGCAAACUACUACUUCCAGGAUGACACAGACAAACCAAGACAGAAACACAGGAAGACAGAGGGAAGUGAAUCCAGGCAGACAUUCCCAACCUCCCAGAGUCCCCCCGACCUCCCACUGGACUUCACACCAUCAUCACCAUCAAUACUACCCCCUCUACCCUUCCUGGCCAGGUCAAAGGGCAUUUCCUUAUCCAAGGCAAGGUCCUGGGUCACACCCUGUGCCCACACACAGACCCUGGCCUCUCCCCCACCCCUGGGCUCAAAGCCCGGUUGUCACCAACCGACCAGAGAUCACCGCUGAAACGGUGAAGCCCACACCUACAGUUUCUGGAACAACAGGGAACUACAAAGUUACACUCUCUAAUCCCCAUUUGUCACAUCACCAUCACCAUUACCUUCAAAAUCAUCAUGUGGAUGGCAGGACCCAAACCAGAGACCAACUGUUUCUAUCAAGGCUGAGAAACAGAUACAGACAGGCGCAGCUUGAUCGCAUUGCUCAGUUAGGGAGGAUGGUGACACCCAAACCUCGCACUAGCUACCACAAUCCUCCAUCUCCCGUCACACCUAAACCCAACCCUCCAUCUCCACAUAGACCCUACAUCCCCAGACCAGCAGCACCCACUGCUUUCUACACUUACACCCUGCAACCACCGAACCCUGCUAAACCUUCAUCAUCAUCAUCAUUCUCUGGUUUCAUCACGACCCCUCGUCCUCACCACCCCACCACCCCUGGGGUUCUGCAAGGAGGUCGGUGGCCUGUUGGAGGACGUAUCAGCUCUCGGCGACCCACUGCCGCUCCCCCUUUCCCAUGGGUGUUGGCAGCAGGAAGUGAUGGGCUGAAGCCCCGUAUUACCACGGUGACCACAGCUAGUGUGUCAGUGCUGGCGGAGAGUGAUGUGUUCCUGCCCUGCAAAGCAACAGGGAAUCCCGAACCCGACAUCGCAUGGACCAAAGUCUCCACAGGUGCCACCAUCCCAGCCAACACCAAGCAUGGUCCCCGUUUUGAAGUCUUGAAAAACGGAUCUUUUGUUAUAAAAAACAUCCAGCUUCAGGAUAGAGGCCAGUACCUCUGCACAGCCCAGAACAGCUUCGGAUCAGAUCGCAUGGUCAUCACCUUAGCUGUCCAGACUGAGGCACCCAGGAUCCAGCCGCCCAAGUCCACAGAUAUAGCAGUCUACUUAGGGAAAAGCGUGACUCUUGACUGCUUCGCUUCGGGAAAACCACCUGCCCAAAUUUCCUGGAUUCUUCCGGACAGGACAUUUGUACGCGAAGUCGGGACUGUUCACGCUCCCCUUUCUCCGAUGUCUCUGCUUCAAAAUGGAACCCUUCACAUUCACUCUCUCAAUUUCUCCAGCAAAGGGGACUAUAAAUGUAUUGCAAGCAACGCAGCAGGUGCUGAUACAAUCACUUAUCAUCUCCAUGUGGCAGCUCUGCCUCCAACCAUCAGCGAAGAAGCAAUGGAUACUGUGAUCAUUCAGCCAGGCAGGAGUGUGUAUGUCCAUUGCUCUGUGAAGGGCGAACCAGUGCCUGCCCUGAAAUGGGCGCUCCCCGCAGGGGUCCAUGUUAAGCCAUCUCAGUUUCUUGGACGCAGGCUGUUUGUCUUCCCCAAUGGGACGCUGUAUGUGAAGAAUGUUUCACCAGCUGAUGCCGGGAGGUACGAGUGUUUGGCCGCUAAUACUGUGGGCGUUGCCAAAAGAACUGUUCAGCUGGAAGUGAGGGAAGAUUCCCCCUCCUUCCCCCGCCAGCCUCUUCCCCCUCUUCCCAUCCCCCCAACCCACCACCAUGGUGUGCCAUCCCGACAGCACUCUGUCUCCGCUAUGUACGGGUCCGCUGUCUACCUCCACUGUCCAGAGUCUACCGGAUCCACAAGAGGCACCAUCUGGCAGCUACCCUCCAAGACCAUCAUGGAACAUCGAUACAGUCCAGAGAGACCAAUUAAAGUUUUCCGUAAUGGGACUCUGAGGAUUCUUCAGCUAACAGAGCUAGAUGGUGGAAAUUAUGCAUGUGUCUUUCAGCGGCCCAAUGGGGAGGACAUGGAGCUUUUCCAGGUGGAGGUGGUAAUGACCCCUCCCAGAAUCGAACAUGUGAGGACCGCACAGACCAGGGUCACCUUUGGAGAAAAUUUCCAGGUGGACUGUGUUGCAACAGGCCUCCCUGAUCCAGAAGUUACCUGGAGUCUCCCAGAUGGAACUUUAAUCAACAACGCCCUGCAAUCGGACGACAGUGGCCAUCGCAACCGCCGCUAUGUCAUUUUUGGCAAUGGAACUUUACUUCUCCAGCAAAUGGGCAAAAGAGACGAGGGCGACUACACCUGUUAUGCCAAGAACAAACUGGGCAAGGACGAAAGAAAAGUGAGCGUCAAAGUGGGACCGAAUGCUCCAAAGAUUAGAUUAAAAUCCCAAUCACUGGUUACAGUAAAGUUAGGAGGAUCAGCUAAGUUGAGUUGUCAGGCAACAGGUGAACCUACACCAAGAAUUAUGUGGAUCUCACCAAGAAACGAUGUGAUAUCAAUGUCAUCAGACAAAUUUCAGAUCAUGGACGAUGGGAUGUUAGUGGUGAAAAAAGUAAUACUGGCUGACGAAGGGAAAUAUGCAUGUGUGGCACGAAAUUCUGCCGGCGACGAUGUUAAAAACAUGAAACUUGAAGCUGAACUCCAGGAACCCUUUAUCAACGGCAUGAAAGGGAUGAGCACCACAAAGGUUAUGGCUGUUUCCUACCAAACAGCGCUACUGGAUUGCAGAGUGGAAGGAAAACCUGAACCAAGAGUCUGGUGGGUUACUCCUUAUGACCACUCGCUGCCAACACCCUACCUGGGCGGUCGCUUCCAAGUCCACCGGAACGGUAGCUUGGAGCUGAGAGGGGUGAGGAAAACUGAUGAAGGGAGGUACAUGUGUCUGGCUAAAAACAAUCUGGGUGAAUCCUCACUUUUGGUUGAGCUAGACGUGGCAUCAAUAGCUGAAAAACCAAGUUUUGCUGUUCCCAAUAUUGAAAUCUUACCAAUAAAGCAAGACGGUGAGGCAAUAAUCCUGGAGUGCCCCGCUCGCGGCAAGCCGAACCCAGAGUUUACAUGGGUUCUACCCAACGGGACGAUGCUAACGCCUGGUAUUACACUCCAACGCUUCACGCAUCAUCUGGGUAACGGAAAUCUACAGAUCUCUCAACCAGUUGCAAGUGAUAAGGGAGUGUACCGGUGCCUAGCAAAAAAUGUGGCAGGACAAGCAGAGAAACGUUAUGCGCUGGAGGCGGGCAGAAAGCCACUGAUCAGAGGAUCUACAGGUGGGAUGAAGAUCACUUACGGCCUCAAUCUCAACUUGCCCUGCACUGUGGAUGGCUGGCCGCAGGCAUCAAUCACUUGGACCCUACCUAAUGGUCUUGUUUUGGACAAACCUCAGACAAUUGGCCGGAUUUUUUUUUUUGCCAAUGGGACACUCCAACUCAGGCAGGUCGCCACCUUUGACAAAGGAACAUACAUCUGUAAGGCCUCCAACUCGUUUGGUUCCUCAACACUAUCCUACCCAGUUGCAGUGAUGGUUUUCCCACCACGUAUCACUAAUACGCUGACCUCAAUUACAAGAGUCAACCGGGGAUCACCAGUGAAGUUAAACUGUGUUGCAACUGGUAUUCCCAAGCCGGAUAUUUCAUGGACGUUGCCUGGGCGCACAACGCUGCUUCCACAUAAUCGCUUCACAGUGCAGGGAGGAAUUCACAUGACAGAGGAGGGCAGUCUGGUCAUACAGAACCCUAUGCUCAUGAACUCUGGCAUUUACAAAUGCAAUGCUAAAAACGCACUUGGAACAGACUUUAAAUCUACUUACCUACAAGUGGUCUGAGUGACAUUUAAAAUGAUGCGACUGGGAAAGUGUCACAGCAGAAUUAAGACUGGAAGAGGAUUUUUCAUGAUUUGAAUAUUCUGCAUAAUAUACUGUAGAUGCUCUGGAGAGAGACCUAAAACUGCCUGACUUGAGACACCUUGCAAAGCAGUUUCCACUGAACAAUUACAUUUUGAAAUGUGGACUUCACAGAUAGCAUUUACCUUUUGUGAUUUUUGAACUACACUUUAAUUGUUUUAUGGCGCAAAUGUUGCAGAAGUCUUGUAAUUCUACAUUUCAGGCCUUGAAAAUAAUUAUUACUUGUCAAAGUGCCGUUUUAACUCACUGCUCAAAGCUUUGCCUUUCCAGCCUUACCCUGUAAGUAAUUUCACAUUCCCCAUACGACAAUAUAAUUUGUAAAAAUUUUACCUUACACUGCAAUUUUACUUUAAAGGUACCCUGCCACACGUAUUUCAUUACUUUGUGGUAAUGUCUGAAGUUCUAGCAUGGACUCUGUAACAUUGUGGAAAAAAUGCCUU